Molecule: messenger RNA, 5456 nt
Organism: Sphaerodactylus townsendi
Lineage: Eukaryota; Metazoa; Chordata; Lepidosauria; Squamata; Sphaerodactylidae
Gene: RNF157
Product: ring finger protein 157
Exons: 20
Coding region: 577-2550 (657 amino acids)
Biological process (GO): protein ubiquitination
Cellular component (GO): cytoplasm
Molecular function (GO): ubiquitin protein ligase activity
Source: RefSeq, a predicted model, not a curated record
GGCAGCCUCUCUCCCCGGCUGCCUCCAUUGGCUGCAGAAGAGACGGCCGCUCACGUCAAGGCGGCGCCCGGCUCCUUGCAAAACCGCGGCUCCUGCUGCAGAGAGGGGAUGCCGCCUCUGCCGCUGCUGCAGGCUGGGGUCGCCUCCUCCUGCACUUGUAGCCUCUCUCGCCUCCCCUCCAGCCCCGUCCCUCUCCUCUCGCCCCAGCUGCAAUGCUCCCUGAGGGACUCCCGCUAGCCCAGCCCCGCUAAGCUGGCCCUAGGUUGAGCCACUCCAGGUCCUCUGGCAAAUGAGCGAUGGGGAGAGACGGAGGGCGAACGGCUGCCUCUGUCCCCUGCUCCGCGAAAGCACCAGCAGCAGCAGCAGGCAAUACCACCCCCCUGGGGGCAGCAGCAGGCAAGUCAAUGCGGCAGCUUUGCCAGUGAGGGACCAGCGCUGUUGCGGGAGGACGCUGCUGCUGCUGCUGCUGCUGACCCCCCGCUCGCCAUCUCCGCUGGCGCCGAAAGCUGCCAGCUCAGAAUCUACCCCCUCCUCCCACCCUCGCCCCGGACGGAUGCCCUCUGCUGAGGCUGGACCAUGGGAGCCUUAACCAGCAGGCAGAACGCAGGGGUGGAAGAGGUGGACAUCCCGUCUAAUUCCAUCUACAGAUAUCCUCCUAAAUCCGGAAGCUAUUUUGCCAGUCACUUCAUCAUGGGAGGUGAGAAGUUUGAUUCUACACACCCUGAGGGCUACCUCUUUGGAGAGAACAGUGACCUCAACUUCCUUGGGAACAGACCUGUAGCGUUUCCAUAUGCUGCCCCACCACCCCAGGAACCAGUGAAGACACUGAGAAGUCUCAUCAACAUUCGCAAGGACACAUUACGCCUAGUCAAAUGCACAGAGGAAGUGAAGACUCCAGGAGAGGAAGUCAGCAAAGCAAAAAUCUGUUACAAUGUGGAGUUCACGUUUGACAGUGAUGCUCGUGUGGCUAUAACAAUCUAUUAUCAGGCUACUGAGGAAUUCCAGAAUGGAACAGUGAGUUACAUCCCCAAAGACAACAGUUUACAGUCUGAGACUGUCCGUUACAAGCGAGGCGUUUGCCAGCAGUUCUGUCUCCCCUCCCAUACAGUUGAUCCCUCAGAAUGGACAGAAGAGGAGCUGAGUUUUGAUCUAGACCGUGAAGUAUACCCCAUGGUGGUACUUGCAGUGGUGGACGAAGGAGACGAGCAUACGGGUCACUGCCAUGUGCUGCUGGCUACUUUUGAAAAGCAUGCUGAUGGCAGUUUUUGUGUAAAACCCCUUAAGCAGAAGCAAGUGGUGGAUGGUGUGAGCUACCUGCUUCAGGAAAUAUAUGGAAUAGAGAACAAAUAUAACACACAAGAUUCCAAGGUGGCAGAGGAUGAGGUGAGUGACAACAGUGCAGAAUGUGUGGUCUGCCUCUCAGAUGUUCGGGACACCCUGAUCCUGCCAUGCCGCCAUCUAUGCCUCUGUAACACAUGUGCUGACACUCUGCGUUAUCAAGCCAACAACUGCCCCAUCUGCAGACUGCCAUUUCGAGCUUUGCUACAGAUCCGAGCUAUGAGAAAAAAACUUGGACCCCUUUCCCCUACCAGCUUCAACCCUAUUAUCGCAUCCCAAACGUCUGACUCGGAAGAACACUCGUCUUCAGAGAAUAUCCCUCCUGGCUAUGAGGUGGUCUCCCUCCUGGAAGCCCUUAAUGGGCCUCUCACUCCAUCCCCAGCGGCCCUUCCACUCCACGUUCUUGGGGACAGCCACGUUUCGGGCAUUCUGCCCUCAUAUGGCAGUGACGGCCACCUGCCUCCCAUGAGGACACUAUCUCCCCUUGACCGUUUGUCGGAUUGUGGCAGCCAAGGACUCAAGCUGAAGAAAAGCCUUUCCAAAUCAAUCUCCCAGAAUUCCUCAGUACUUCAUGAAGAAGAAGACGAAAAGUCCUGCAGUGAAUCUGAAAUCAGAAUCUCCAGGAAAAAGUCUCCUCAUCAUCAAGAGGAAUGUGGUGUCACACCUGAGAGUGAAAAUCUGACGUUAUCCUCAUCUGGUGCAAUAGACCAGUCAUCAUGUACAGGGACACCUCUUUCUUCUACCAUCUCUUCCCCAGAAGGUCCUGUUAGCAGUAGUCUGGCACAGUCGGUCAUGUCUAUGGCCUCCUCUCAAAGCCAGCACUCUGAGAUCAGCACUGACACCAUGUCUUCCAUGUCAGGCUCCUAUGUAGCUGCUGGCACUGAGGAAGAGGGGGACAUGAUCCCAUCCCCUGCUGUUGCCAGUGAGGUGCCAUCAGAAGGAGAUUCAACUCCUGUUGAAUCUCCAGAUGCAAAUUUUGUUAGUAUCUCAGCAGAGGAACGAGAUGCUGAGGGCAAUGAUGUCAUGGAGGAAGAGGAUGGCUCCCCCACACAGGAAGACGGCCAAAGGACAGGCGCAUUCCUAGGUAUGGAGUGUGACAAUAACAAUGACAUUGGCAACGCAAGCGUGAAAGCUCUGGACAAUAAGCUGUGCUCUGAGGCCUGCUUACCUGCUGCAGUUCCGGAAUCCUGUCCCAUAAACAUUGAGGAAUAGGUGUCCAGAAAUCAGAUGAUAAUGCUCUGAAUCACAGCCAGGCCUGGAGGCGCCACCUGUUUGCCAGCAGCAUCAACCAGGAAUGUGAUGAAGAUAUGCAGUGCAUGCUGGGACCUCUGUGUCCUCUAUGAUAUCACGUUGUUCAGAGAGGGAAAAACACUUCUCUGGACACAGUUCCCUAAAAACUCUGAAACAGCAAAGCUGUGGGCAUUAAUAAUGUCAAACACUGCACAAUGUGAUAUUUAUUUUUAAAAAAACAUCGUAACCCAGAAUUCUUAUUGAUUGAUUCAGAUUCAUCAUGUAUUAGUCUGUGUUCACUUGAACUUUUAGAAAGACUGAUUGAAUGACUCAAGUUGGAUUUAAUAGCUGGUAUCUCCAUCCACUUUCAUUCUUUGUCUGCUAAUACCUUGUCACUCCAGCCUUCCCUUCUGCCACUGUAUUUAUGGCCUAUCCAAAGAUUUGUUUGGUGACUGCCAUAACACCAUUCUCCCUCUUUUUGAAAUGAAUAAGUGUUGCUCCAUCCAUUACAUGUUUUAAAACAGGUGCACGUAGAAUGUGUACCUGUACUUAUAUUACAUAUGCAGUGGAAAAAUUCCUACUAGCAAAGCCAUGAAGAGCAGAUCCUGGACUGGUCAUUCCUCCCUGUCUGAUUUAUAUGCCUGUGGCACCUUAUAACAUGUGCAGUAACUCUGGCAGCGAAAGAAAUUAGUUCCUAGGUCACCCUGCUGUAACGUUAGAGAGGCCUUUCAAACUGUGCGGGUAGUGCCACAAACCAUUUGAGAGACGUCUGUUUCUGAGAGCUUCUCGAGGACAUCAAAUUAAGGACUUAAUAUUAUGCUCCACAGAGUGGUACAGAGGAUAUGGUAUAAAAAUAAGUAAUGUCUAAACACUCGUCGUGAGGAAGAAAGCGAUGGUAGGCCUGGCAACAGCAAACAAAAUAUUCCUUAGAUGCGAAAACACUCCCUCCUCCUUUUCUGAAGUGGAAUCCCAUCAUGAAUAGAAAAAGAGAUGAGGUUUGCCAUCCUUGAAGUUCCACACAAAGCACAAAGUUAGUGAAGGAGCAUAUUGUAAGUGGAUGGUGAGGUUUAAAGAAAGUGGGCGGGGGGAGCAGAGAGUCCCUUACACCACUUCAUACCUGGGAGUGCAAACUCUAGCCUAGUGAUGAGUCCCAUCAGCAUAGUCUUAGAUACACAUUUGUUCACUCUACAGUCAUAUUAAGAUGGUUUCCUUGGUGACACGCUGACUCCUAACCAUUUUAACAAGCACUCCCAGUAGUGACAUUUUGCCUUUGGUUGGGACCCAUCUGUUCAGUCUAGCUCCUAACAAUCUCAUCUUGGUAUCCUACCUCAGACCAGCAGUCUGUCAAAGCAGGAGUACAGUCUUGUUCAAACCAGCUAUUUGGAAAUAUCUUUACGAAAAUCAGUGGGGGCUUUAUCAUUCUAGAAAUUAUGUUUGAUUGCUGGUAGACAGGUCAGUUCAGAGAGGAAGAUAAUGGAAACUGUGUAUAUAGACAACACUUAACCAACUGCACCUAUUUGGUGGGAAAGAGCAAUCUGAAAAUCCUAAAGGUUAUGUUAUUUUGUCAGCCAAGGUUGACUAUAUCCUCCUACACAACUUUGCAUUUUCAGUACUCUGGUCUUAUUAUAGAGAAAAAUCAAUGAUAUAGCCAUGCAAUAAUUUAGGUUUGCUGCACUAGCUUCUUUUUUAGUGAGAAGGAUCACAUAAUGGCAGAGGGGAAAUUCACUUUAGCUUGAAUCUUUGCUUCUGUCUGAUCCAUAAUGAGAAGAUCAAGGGGUGUGAUGUGGAUCAUCCAACCCUGGAGGGUAAAUUUCAACUGAGAGCAUAAGUUGGUCUCCUGAAGAACUCUUGGCCCUUGAGAAGGAGAGUAUGGGUCAGAUAUUGCCUGGAUCUGCAUUAACAGGCAAGCAUCUUCAAAGGUGAAGACUCAAAUAUUCUUGAGUCUUUCUAUAUCGCCUUACCUUAUGUGAUCAAACAACUCAGGCAAGUGUAUGUAUUAUUGCCUCACAAACAACAUUCCUUUCACUGUUUCGUUUUUUCUUGGCAUGGGAGGAGUGUUUAAUAAAAACAUAGGUAGGGCAACAACUUUGGCUGUAUAGAGACACUAGUUUUUCAGAUAACUGAAAAUAGAUUGAGCAGUCUUUGCUUUCCAUAUUGUGUGUAUGCAUUCCUUUUGGAUCAUGAUCUUUUCAGGUUAAACAGAUUUUAAGCCAUACAAAAUGGAUAAUUGAACAUACCAAAUUCGAUUAUUUCCUCUGUGUACUCACAUUCAGCUUUCUGUUUAAGAACAGCUCCAUCUUAAGCCUUACUAUACUUGACUGAUCACGAUGGAAAACUGGAAGAACAGCCCAGGAGACCUUUGCUAUAAACCUCAAGCUAUCUAUUAACAUACCAAGAAGCAUUCAGCUUGGAGGCUCUUGAAAUGUUUGUGUUAUUGCUAUGUGUUCUACGAGUUCUUGAAAAACAGUAAUAUUGGUACUUGAAAUGUUUGGGACCCUUCCUGAGGCAUAUGGAAGUAUGUCCAAGCAAAGCCAUACAAAAUGUAUCCUUCCUCUCAUAUCCUCUGUUUCCUCACUCUGCAGCAUGGCAGAAAACAACAAUUGAGGUUCAGACCUCCCAUGGCUCUUUGACACUGAAUUUGCCGACACUGAAUUUGCCAGAUACAAAACGAUUCCAUAUAGAACACUUAAUUGUGAAACAGGCCAUUGGACAAGGGAGGCGGUGAAGCCUGCUCGAGAGUGCAAUACAGACUCUGUGCUUUUGAGCCUAUGCCCCAUGUGAAAGAUAUGGAUUUUCUAGGCAAGCUUGUGUACACCUCUAUGGCAACAAUGUAAUAUGUAUUUAUUACUGCAUGACUCUUUAGAGGAUAAAUAAAGCUGUUUACAAGG